AUGGCAGCGCCGCGACUGCCAUUUCUCUAUCCCCAGCUGUUCCGGUCGGUCGGGACCUACGAGACCGGCGCUCGUUCCCUUCGCUUUACUACUUUCACUGUGACCCGUCAUCGCAACCAGAGCACCGUUACCCGCCGGCAACCACAGUCCAUAGAAUCCAAGCUACCUCCACCGACACAGCCCAAGAAACGAUCCGCGAGGCAAUCAAGCAGUUCAUCGCUCAAUCGCAAUACAAACCCGAAAGCGCAGAAAGAUAACACGAGAGGGGACUCGGAGCAGCCUAGUCAAGAUAUCAAAGACGGAAACAAGGAGGACGCUACGAAAAGUACCAAAUCCUCGGAACCAUCUACACAAUUACUUGACAAGAAUGAAGUGCCAUGUGGCGCUUCAAAAAAUUCUGUAGAUCCAGCGCAAAUGCCUCGAGAGGUGCCACCACCAAAGAAUCCAAUGGACGCCGUGCUGCAAAUGCCACCGCCUUCUGAUUUGGGCCUUGCAAGAUUGCAUUCAAACGGGCAAGAGGUUCCGCAUUUAGAACCGGCACCAUACAUUCAUCAUUUCGAUACGUAUACACUUGUCAAGAAUCUGCAGGAGGGUGGAUUCAGUGAGGAACAAGCUAUCACGCUGAUGAAAGGAAUUCGAGGCAUUUUACAGGAGAAGCUGGAUUUGGCCGAACGGACCCUUACAUCAAAAUCCGACAGUGAAAACGAGGAAUAUCUGUUCAAAGCUGCAUGUUCAGAGCUACGAUCGUCGCUAGAGGCGUCUCGACAUCUAGAAGUGGAGAGACAACGAAGCUCCAGGACGCAGUUACAGCACGAAGUGGACAUACUAAAUAUGCGAAUUACACAGGAAUUGGCAAAAAUGAAUGAUGAUCUAAAAGGGAUGUGGAAUGAACAUAAGAUGACUACCCGAGAACAGCAACAGGGUCAGGACACGGGCAUCCAGGAACUCAACUACAAGAUUGCUGUUUCUCUGGCAAGUGAUGGAAAGAGUGAAGCCGAAGGACUGAGAUGGGUCUUGACAAGGCGAGCAGCAUUCGCCAUUGUCUUCAGUGCUAUGAUGGCCAUCACGUUCUUGAAAUUCUGGUCUGCUCGUUCACACGAACUGGAAAGAAGGCAAGCCGCCGCAAAAGAAAUAGCCAAGCUAGAGACCGUGAAAGAUGCAGCGGUCCAGACCGAACCUUCGCUCUCUGACACGCUAGCGAGUGAGACAUUAGGAUGAGCCAGUAUAUAUACGAGCAUUAUACAUUACCUUCGGCAUCUUCUCAUCGUUCUCUCUUUAUACCUUUCUUUAAACCCGAUGGUUUCUUUUGUCUCUUUUGUCACUGUACAUAUAUUCAUCUCACCCGAUGACUGGUUUGUUGGCUCAACCCAUAUGACAGCACGCUUGAUACCCGAUAGAUAUUAGACCUGACGCAUAUCCUUCGAAAAACAAUAGAAUAAUGCCACGCACUACAUCUCAUG
Talaromyces stipitatus ATCC 10500 is the source of this 1460-nucleotide messenger RNA. RefSeq lists its product as uncharacterized. Lineage: Eukaryota; Fungi; Ascomycota; Eurotiomycetes; Eurotiales; Trichocomaceae. Gene Ontology annotation, cellular component: mitochondrion. The coding region runs from base 1 to 1218 and encodes 405 amino acids. The transcript is spliced from 2 exons. The record is from RefSeq and is a predicted model, not a curated record.